CUGAAUACUAAUACUACUACUAAAUACUAGUUUAGCUACCUGUUCAUCUGCUGGCACGGCCACCUGCUCUCUAUCUCUGCUGAAGCAACAGUCUCCCGUCUCUCCAUGAACAGGAAAGCUCUCAGGCUCACAAGAAUCAAGCAUGGCAAAAGAGCACAGGGCACGUCUCCCCUCGAGGCUCACCGUUGAUUUGCUCAGUGCAGCCGCAGCUUCGGCCACCAUCUCGCCCAUCAUCUGCAUCAUCGAUCGCAGCAUCAUAGAAGCAACGAGUGGCAAGUCGCCCUCCAUCAUACAGAGCAUGAAGACCAGCACACGGCAUCUCAUUCGCUCCCCUGUCAGCUUCUUGACGUCACUACCUUUUUUACUCCUCUAUGGCGUCUAUUUCGCAACCUAUGCCACAGCCAACGUCUUUGACACCAUACAAACACGAGCUGUACCAGAGUGGAGCAAGCAGACGAAUGGCUUUGGCAAGUUCAUUGCAACAACAGCCGUCAAUUUGUCUGCAUGUGUGUACAAAGAUGUGCACUAUGCAAAACUCUUCGGCACAGGUCAACCACGCCCUUUGCCUCUCGCCUCUUAUGGCUUGUUUUCAGCAAGAGACUCAUUAACCAUCUUUGCCUCCUUCAAUGUCCCAAGUCUGCUUGCCCCCUACAUUGGGUUGAAUGUUGCACAACUCACAGUGCCAUGUGCAAUGCAACUCUUCUCCACACCCAUGCAUCUUCUAGGCUUGGAUGUCUAUAACCGCCCUGGACCCAGUAUACCCAUAGCAUCUAGAUGGCAAGAAGUCAAGAAACGCUAUUGGAAGUCAACAGCCGCAAGAAUCAUGCGAAUCCUGCCAGCCUUUGGUGUCGCUGGUAUUGUGAAUCGAGAUGUCAGACGGAGAGGUAUGAGCAUGAUACAAUAAUAUGCGAGGUCAUGAGAAACAAAUCUAUAACUUUUUCUGGUCAUCUAGAAUAGUGUACAUUACAAGCAGACCAUAGACUCAGGGUGUUUUGAGACCUGAGCAGAAAUGCCAGCGAAGGCACAAUUCCAAUGCGCCAUCCUUGUAUUCUGCCAACACGGCGGCUGCCAUCUGACCUGCUUCUUC
This is a messenger RNA of Protomyces lactucae-debilis, 1087 nucleotides long. RefSeq lists its product as uncharacterized. Gene Ontology annotation, cellular component: mitochondrion. The record is from RefSeq and is a predicted model, not a curated record. The coding region runs from base 143 to 904 and encodes 253 amino acids. Lineage: Eukaryota; Fungi; Ascomycota; Taphrinomycetes; Taphrinales; Protomycetaceae. The transcript has a single exon.